Molecule: messenger RNA, 5411 nt
Organism: Lates calcarifer (barramundi perch)
Lineage: Eukaryota; Metazoa; Chordata; Actinopteri; Centropomidae
Gene: rims2b
Product: regulating synaptic membrane exocytosis 2b
Exons: 37
Coding region: 161-4894 (1577 amino acids)
Biological process (GO): calcium ion-regulated exocytosis of neurotransmitter; intracellular protein transport; positive regulation of synaptic transmission
Cellular component (GO): cytoskeleton of presynaptic active zone; presynaptic membrane
Molecular function (GO): small GTPase binding; transmembrane transporter binding
Source: RefSeq, a predicted model, not a curated record
CCCGGGACGACCGCAGCCUGACCGAACGGAGCAGUGGAGGAUGAGAGCCGCCGCCGGGACGGAGAGCCAUCCGGAGCCGCCGCUGAACCCCGGAGGAGGCGACAUGACUGCGGAAUAAACAGGAGAGAGGAGGCGCUGCGUCUGGCGUGGCUCAGUCAGGAUGUCUGUCCCGGCCGGACCUGCACCGCCCGCCGAGGCCGGACCGGAGCUGCCGGACCUGAGCCACCUGACGGAGGAGGAGCGGGGCAUCAUCCUGUCGGUGAUGGAGAGACAGAAGAAGGAGGAGGAGAAGGAGCAGAGCAUGCUCAAGGAUCAGGAGGAAGUGAAACCUCCAUUAGCUUCGUGGAAUCCAUUCUCGGGGUUCAGUCAGUUGGUCAAUAACGUUGCCGCCAACGUGUCCGAAGUUCUGCAGGUUAAAAGUGCGACUGAAGACGAGUUGCAGACGAAGUUACAUCAGCAGUUUGAGAUGUAUAAGGACCAGGUGAAGAAGCUGGGGGAGGAGCCUCAGGCAGCUCAGACAGCAAGGGCAGAGUCUCCGACCUGCGGCAUCUGUCGUAAGACGAAGUUUGCAGACGGCUGCGGCCGUGCCUGCUGCUACUGUCAGAGCCGAUUCUGCGCCCGCUGCGGGGGGCGUGUCCCACUGAGAGCCAAUAAGGUGAUGUGGGUUUGUAACGUCUGCAGGAGGAAGCAGGAGAUUCUCACUCGGUCGGGGGAGUUUUAUUCCAACAUGUCGCUGCUGUCUGUCGAUCACACCUCACAUGGGGUUCCACAACCAGUGCUGCAGGGGUCGCCGGGGGCCACGGGGCCCCUGAGCAACGGAGCCACCGAGCAGAGUCGGAGCCCCUCAGGGUCGUAUUACGAUGGUUGGGGGGGCAGGAUGCCCCGCUCGCCCUCUGACCACGGUCUCGACUGCCAUGCUCACUCGCCAUAUGGCUACCAUGGUAACGGAGAGGAGGAUCUUCGGGGCCGGAGGCGACCAAUCAGAGACGGGCGAGGCCGCUGGCACUCACAGGACCAUCCUCUGGAUCAGGUUCUGGACCAGCGUGAGAUGCAGCGCCGCCAGGAGGAGGAGUUUCAGGCCCGUUACCGUAGCGACCCAAACCUGGCUCGUUACCCAGUGAAGCCACAGCCGAGCGAGGAGGCCAUGAGGAUGUUAGCUCAGGUUGGCAGGGUCCGCCACCAACGCCGCCACAGUGACGUCUCCCUGGCAACCGCAGAGCCCGACCACCUGACCCCGAGACAUGCAGUUCUCCGUCAGAAUUGGCCUCAGGGUUUGGUCGGACCCAGAGGUCAGAGGUCGUUCUCUGUGGACCGCACAGCCAAUCACAUCAGCCCCACAUCUCCCCGCCGCAGCCCGUUACCGCAUCAACACCUGGACCCGUGCUCCACCCACAAGAAGAAACCAGCCAAUGAGAGUGCAGCACAGAGGGCGCGGAGGAUGGGAAAGAUGCAUGUGAUUGGAAGCUUCAGCAGCUCUGAGGAGGAUCUGGUGACCACACCUGAGUACACCAGCUGUGACGAGCCCGACAGAGACAUGGACAGCCAAUGGUGGGAUCAUGGUUCCUGGCACGGCGAGCCUGGGCCCAAGUCUAUGCAACCGGUCACAUGGCAACCAUCCAAGGAUGGUGAGCGUCUGAUUGGUCGAAUUCUGCUGAACAAGAGGAUGAAGGACGGGACGGUUCCCCCGGAUACAGGAGCACUGCUGGGACUCAAGGUUGUCGGAGGGAAGAUGACAGAGUCCGGUCGUCUCUGUGCUUUCAUCACCAAGGUGAAGAGAGGAAGUCUGGCCGACACUGUGGGACACCUGAGACCAGGUGAUCAGGUCCUGGAGUGGAAUGGUCGGGUUCUUCAGGGAGCCACAUUUAAUGAAGUGUAUAACAUCAUCCUGGAGUCCAAACCAGAGCCACAGGUGGAGCUGGUGGUGUCCCGACCCAUCGGAGAUGUUUCUAGAGCCGCAGACAGCUCCCAUAUCCAGCUGGACUCCAGUUCCAGUUCCUUCGACUCUCAGAAAGUCGGUCCGUCCAUUUCUGUCACGUCUCCCAUGAGCCCCAGUGUCCUGUCCGGUCAAGUUUCUACUGUGAACAGGCGUCCUCUGGUUCCUCGAAUUCAGGUGAAGCUCUGGUAUGAUAAAGUCGGUCAUCAGCUGAUCGUCACAAUUCUUGGAGCCAAAGAACUUCCUGCCCAAGAUGAUGGCCGACCCAGGAACCCUUAUGUCAAGAUCUAUUUACUGCCAGAUAGAAGUGAUAAGAGUAAACGGAGGACGAAGACGGUAAAAAAGUCAGUGGAACCUCGAUGGAACCAGACCUUCAUGUACUCUCCAGUCCACCGCCGGGAGUUCAGAGAACGCAUGUUGGAGCUGACGGUCUGGGAUCAGGCGAGGGUCCGAGAGGAGGAAAGCCAGUUCCUAGGAGAGGUUCUGAUCGAACUGGAGUCGGCUCUUUUGGACGAUCAACCUCACUGGUACAAACUUCAGAUCCAUGAUGUUUCCUCACUGCCACUGCCCAGCGCCUCCCCCUACCUGCAGAGGAGAGGACUGCAGCCUGAACUGAGUCAGACCAACAGGAGGCUGCAGAGGUCUCAGAGGAUCAGUGACAGUGAGUUUUCAGAUUACGACUGUGAAGAUGGCAUCGGGGUGAUAUCAGACUACAGACAGAAUGGGCGGGACUUCCACAGCUCCACCCUCUCAGUGCCGGAGCAGAUGAUGUCGUCCAAUCAUUGCUCUCGAUCUGAUAUGGUCAGGAUGAGGUCACGGUCACCGAGUCAACCGCCUCCUCACAGGUACAGUCGAGGGAUGGACCGGCAGGAUUACUACAGUCGCUCUCGGUCAGCUGACCAGCGAGCGAUGGCGGACAGACCCAUCUACACACGAUCACACUCCACGGACCGAGCUGACUCCUUUCACCUGACGUCCCGACGCUCCGCCCCUCCCUCACCUGCCCUUACCAGGGCGAACCCUCGAAGCGGAUCAACCCAGACGAGUCCAUCAGGAUCACCGGUCUGCAGCCACCGAGGACGCCAGCUGCCUGCUGUCCCGCCCAAAGGAGCUGUGGACAAAAAUGGAGGAGAACCUGACCCUGUGCAGACAGUUUUGGCCUCGACCACCGCAGGAGCACCACCUGCAGCUGUAGCCCCGCCCACUGCCCACAAACAAACCCCUCCCCCUGUCAAUCACCAACUGCCUCCUCUUAUACGCAUCCAAGCCCCGCCUCCUCCCAGACCUGUCCAACCUCAUCCACCUCCUGUCUCUGCAUCCGCACCUGUUGCCACACCUGUACCUAUACCUGCCCCCACACCUGCACCUGUGGCACUUCCUGUCCAAGUCAAAAUCCCGCCCCCAGCUUCUGCACCAACACCUGCCGCAGCACCAACUCCAACACAUGCCCCAACAGCUGCUCCAGCCCCACCCCCAGCUCCUGCCCCUGCUCCAGCCCCACCCCCAGCUCCUGUACCUGCUCCAGUUCCUGCACCUGUUCCAACCCCACCCCCUGCUCCUAUAGUCCGAUCACAGCUACCUCCUGAACCAGCACCGCCCCCUGCUCCUGGAGUCCAAUCACAGCUGCCUCCUGAACUAGCCCCGUCUCCUGCACCUAAUCAAAUUCCUACCCCCUCACCUACCCCAGCCCCCUCCCCUGCUCCGUCACCAGCCCCGCCCCCACAGACUCCAGAGCCAGACAGACGCUCAGCAACACCUGGAGGAACCAGAAAAGAGGUCACAUGGGAGGACCAGCAAAAGAAAACAGCCAAUGGGGAGGUGUUGCCGCUGAGCAGAGAAGGUGUGAUGAAGGAUCCGUCAAAGAUGAGGGACAGCGUGUCCUUUAAAUCAUCAGACAGUGACGUCAGUGAUGUGUCGGCCAUAUCCAACACCUCCGACACUCGACCUGUUCGAAGAAUCAGUCGGGCGGAGGCUCUUGAUGGCCAAUCAGUGGAGUUGGGGGUGGGAUCAGAGGGAGCAGUGGCGGAGGGCGGGGCCUCGCUGCAGAAGAGUGAAUCAGUAGAGGAGGGAGAGGAGGAGCAGCCGGAGCCUCCAAAGGUGGGGUCGGCGGCUGGAGCUCCUCUCACAAAGUCGUCGAGCGUCGGUGGUGAAAUCUGUUCGCUGGGAAGAAACGACGACGACGACGACGACAGGAAGAGACGCUCAAGUUUCGGAGCAAGGAUGAUGGGAAUGGUCGGAUUAGGAAAGAAGAGUCAGAGCGCCUCCCAGCUCAACCCCGAGGAGGAGGAGAAGAAAAAGAAGGUGGUGAGACUUCCUGUCCAGAGGAGUGUAGAAACCGGUUUGGCCAUCGAGUUCAAAGCUCGUUUCACCCGACAGCCGAGUCGAGAUCCGGAUGCCGAGGACCCCAAACCUGGAGCUCUGAUUUUUCCAGGAGUUAAACUGGCCUCAGACCAACAGUUCACCGGCUUCCUGGAGGGAUUAGGUCCUGCCCAGCUGGCUGGACGGCAGACGCUGGCCACACCCCCCAUGGGUGACAUCCAGAUCGGGAUGGUUUACAGGAAGGAGCGUCUGGACGUGGAGGUGAUUCGAGCCCGGGGGCUUGUGGGUAAACAAGGAAACAAGAACACUCCAGCUCCAUAUGUGAAGGUGUAUCUGAUGGACAACGGGAAGUGUGUGUUGAAGAGAAGAACUCGUCUGGCGAGAAAAACACUCGAUCCUCUUUAUCAACAACAGCUGCAGUUUGAGGAGAAUCCUGAGGGGAAAGUACUGCAGAUCAUCGUCUGGGGAGACUACGGGCGAAUGGAUCAUAAAUCCUUCAUGGGUGCCGCUCAGAUCCUAUUGGACGACCUGGACCUGUCCAACAUGGUGAUUGGCUGGUUCAAACUGUUUCCAGCCACGUCAUUGGUGGAUCCUGCCUUGGCCCCGCUGACCAAUAAGGAAACAGAGGGCACAAAAUCGUAGCGUCAGGAGGCGGGACUGACUUUACCGUCAUGGUAACGGGCUGAGAGGGGGGAGGAGGGGAUAGGUUGCUGCUGGGCGGGGCCUAAAAGAAGUUCCAUGAUCCUCCUCUGCUGUUGCAUGCUGCAUGAUGACAUCACAGCCAUAAUGUAACAAUGCCAUGAUGAUGUCACCGGGAGUAAGAGGGAGGCUCCGCCCCCCCAGACAGUGACCUAAAAAAUGAGCCCCCCCCACCAACUCCCCCUGCUGAGGGUGGGGCAGUGCAGCAAAGGAUGCUGGGAAAGGACAGGAGAUGCCAUCGGCCCUCCAGCUGCCGGCCAAUCACAGCAGCUUCUCUGGAGUCAUGUGAAACAAUAGACUCAGUCACCUGAUGGUUUCCAUGGAGAUGGAGGAAUAUGGAGGUCUGGUUCUUUGUUUUUUGCAUGGAACGAUGAAAUGAUUAGAAAAAAAAACAUCAACUGCAAAAAAAUGUAAAGAACAUGAGAACAUCGCCUGAAAAUAAAAAGAUUCUCAACACUCA